AACUGCCUGCUUGGCCGGGGAUCAGCACAAUAGUAGUCGUUGUGGAGGUUGUGGAACUCGCUCUUUCUGCUCUGACUCCGAAUUAAUCAGUUCUCGAAAGCUAGAAGAAGAGAGCAUUUCUUUGAUUCAAGCUUAGCCGUCCGAGUUCGCAGUAUUCAUCCAUUCUGAGUGGUGCAUUUUCUGUUUCUGCUUUGUUAGGAGCUUCCAAAAUGUUGCAAUGGAUGGGAGGAUCGAGGAAGAAAGUGACAACUUCAAGGAAGUCCAUACAGAAGAGGUACGAAAAAUUUUGAUUUCUGUAUGUUAAAGCAAAAGAAAUACUUUGAACAACGGAGACGGCAAAUGCACCAGCAAACAGCUGGGUUGGAGAGCUCUGUAGGGGGAGAACACAAAUGUUUGGAAAAUUACAAAGAGCAUCGGUCACUGGAUGUUCUCAAUUUGCUAAGCUUUUCAGCAAGUUCCCAAAACUGCAAGUCUAGUUGCCCCAGUGGAAGGGAAGAUCCAAUUGUCAAUGGUUCAACAGUCAAGAAUCAUGUCACUGCAGAUCCAUCAGCAAUUCGAGCCAGCACAAUCUGUCCUGUAGAUUCUUAUGAAAUUAGGGAAGCAAGCUCUCUGUCAGGCAGCCAAGUGGAGACUGUAUCCACAAAGAAGGUUCUGCUUGGUUCUUCACAUGAUCACAGCAAUGCUUUCAAUGGAACCAACAAUAAACAGGACUUUUGGGGGAAAGCAACUCAACAACAAUUAUCAUUUUUUGAUUUGCUUGGUGAUGAUGAAUCAAAUAGAAAUUUGGAAGGAACUCCAGAAGCUCAUGUUGCAUUUUCAGUUGAUGGUUUGGGUAAAGUCGGAACAAAAACACCCCCGCACUCACCACGACAACCUGACAGAUGUAGGAAAUAUAUUUGUUUUUCUGAUGUGGUUGCCAAUUCCUCCACUUACACCAGAUAUGUUACCUAUGGUUGUUCCUCACCAUUCAAGGCUGUAAGGCAAUUAAACUCAUCAAGGAACCUUAAUUGUGUGCUGAAUGACCUUGAACUUGAAGUGGACGCAAUAAUUCAAGAUAUUGAAAUGCCUAUAGUUGGAGGUUCCAUAGAAUUUUCAACAUUGAUUGAGGAUUCAUGUGGCAAGCUAAAGAAGAAUUUAUCUGAGGUCAGAGAUCACAUGCAACUUGGUGGCCAGGGUAGUAAAGUAAGAAGCACAUUCUCUAUUGGAAAAGCAUUUUGUAACACUGGAAACGACAAUGAAGACUUAUGGGAUGCUAGGUCUGGUUUAUUAGAUGGCAAUUUUCUUCAUGAAAGGCAAUGUGAUAUGUCCUGGAAAGGUUGGCAAUGUCAUCCAGAUGGUGAUUCUGUAGACUUUUUGAAAUAUGGAAAUGAUGAAAUACCAAAUCAUGCUUUUGGACGUCCCUAUCAGAUGAAGAAGAGGGAUUGUAUGAAAGCAACAAAAAGAUUCAAUUUGUUAGAUUCGUCUGCUCAAAACCACCAAACAUCAGAAAACGAUUACAAUUUCUUGACUUUGAAAGAGACAAGGCGUCAUUUGCUGGGCAUAGAUUUUGACUUUGGAGAUGUAACUGCACAUCCUGAUUGGUCUUGCUUUGUUUUGGAAGAUGCAAAGGAAAGUUUGAGUUUGUUGAGUGAGGAGUCAUGCUCAUCCACAGCAGUGAGGGGCGAGGAGAGUGAUAUUUCAAAAGUGAACUCCAAAGCAAGAGACAACAGAAGACAGCAAAAUGCUUUUGUUGGCCCUGACAUUAAGCAUGGUGAUAAAAGCAUACUUGCCAAAGAAAAGCAUUUCAAAAAUAAGGAUGACCUUCAGAAAGGAAGCAAUGCUCAUUGGUCAGGAAAAUGUACACAGAUGCCAACUUUGUUAAAGGCCCAAUCAACCCAUAACCUAAUUUAUCUUUCCCAGGGGAAAAUAGGACAACAUGGGAGUUGGUUGUUUCAAGAAGGAUAUAGUUCAGCCCAUAUGGACUUGGAUUACAGUUCUGUAUGUCAAACCUCCAAAACAAAACUUCCUUCCUCAGGGUCCAAGCCUUUCAAUGAAGAUACUUUUGAUAUAUUCCCUGUCCCUGAGCCACAUAUUGAAGCCAAGUUCUCUUUAGGUAGAUCCAAACAUGGUAGUCCUUUUAAAUCUUCACCUCAUGGCGGUUGCAUCUCUGAAAACUAUGCUUUUUUUCAACAAUCUUGUCAGAAACACUCUAAUGCUUCCUCUACGUUAUCAAAUUUUGAGAAUGGGGCAACCAAGCCAGAUAUUUUUCCAGAGUCUUCAGAUUUUGAGUUGGAAAGCCGGCCUCCACAUUCAUCACAAGAUGCUGUUUCUGAAGGAGAGAAAUUGAUUUUCGAUUUAUCUGCUCUUAGAAGUAUGAGCAAAGAUAAGAAAAAUAGAACAGAAUCUCAGCAAGCCAACCAUGACAAUAUCAAGCCUCAAAAAGAAAUUUUUACUGGGAAGAACUUGAAGGUGAAGUAUUCUUUAGAUUCAGAGGAAGCUGGCCCUAUGUGCAAGGAGUUGAAGGAUGGAACCUCAGAGACAUCAUCUUCUGCAAAGAUCUCUGACAAAUCUGAAAGCAGUGUAGAUGGUAGAACAUCACCAUGAUUAUGAAGUUCCUUUUUGUCAAGAUGGGAACAAAG
Hevea brasiliensis (rubber tree) is the source of this 2618-nucleotide messenger RNA. RefSeq lists its product as uncharacterized. Bases 298 to 2583 code for a protein of 761 amino acids. Lineage: Eukaryota; Viridiplantae; Streptophyta; Magnoliopsida; Malpighiales; Euphorbiaceae. The transcript has 19 exons. The record is from RefSeq and is a predicted model, not a curated record.